This is a messenger RNA of Sclerotinia borealis F-4128, 1356 nucleotides long. NCBI's taxonomy places the organism in Eukaryota, Fungi, Ascomycota, Leotiomycetes, Helotiales, Sclerotiniaceae. The record is from the annotation of a GenBank genome assembly.
AUGUUGAGCCUUUCGCAAUUGAUUCCAUGGUUUGUGUUGGGGGUUUUGGUACAAGAUACGGUUGCGGCGCUGUCAACUACUACUACUACUACUACUACUACUACUAUGUCGAGUGCAGUGGCGACGCAUACGGUUUCGGUAGGGGCAGAAGGAUUGGUGUUUACGCCGAAGGAAUUGAAUGCGAAUGUUAGUGAUGUGAUAGAAUUUCGAUUUUAUCCUCGAAACCAUUCGGUUGCGAGAGCAGAGUACAAGAAUCCGUGCAUCCCAUACGAAGUUACGGGAAUCAACAAGCAGGGCUUUUGGAGCGGUUUUUAUCCGAUCAAUGUGGUUUUGAACGAUCCUCCUAAAUUCCAAGUCGUGGUCAAUGAUACGAAUCCAAUUUUCUUCUAUUGUUCGGCUCCAGGAGCUUGUCAUGAGGAUGGUAUGAUUGGCGUGGUGAAUGCUAACUCGACCCAAACAUUUGCAGAUCAAUUGGCAUAUACGAAAAACUCCUCUAUACAAUUUAGUCCUGGCGAAAACUUCCCCGUCGAAGCCUCCUCAUCCUCAUCCUCAACCGCCCAUCCCACCUCCACAUCAACACCCACACAACCCCCCAGCAUCACCACCUCCACAGCCCCCUUAACCAUCACCGACCCCUCCCCCUUCCCCCCCUCCCCCUCCAAACUUUCCCACGGCGCAAUCGCAGGAAUAGCCAUCGGAGCCGCCGCCCUCCUCCUCCUAGCCAGUGCCCUCCUCUACCUCUGCGGCCGCCAACGAACCAUCAAGGAAAUAAUCCACCACCACAACUCCCGCUCCCCCAACAUUUCCUCUCGAUUUCAUUCCCAUUCCCACCCCCUUCAUCCUACGGGUCUAGAUCCCCAAUCCUCUAACCCUGCCUCCGCCUCUCUUUCCGAGUCAACUUAUUAUAGCAAACCCCGCCAUCCCAUGAGCGAAAAUGAAAAUGAAAAUGAGAAUGGAAUCAGAAGGGUAGGACAGUUUUCGAACGCGCGCAGUGAUCCGCAUUCUCACCUCUCGGAAUCAUAUUUGGGGAGUGAGGGGUAUAGUCGGAGUCGGAGUCACAGCCCUGGUGUGGAUGAAUAUGGCAUGAUGAUUCCGUCGCCAAAUGCGAGAAGCGAGAACGCGAACGCGAAUGCAAAUGCAAAUGCAAAUGCAAAUGCUAAUACAAAUGCAAGUUUACAGCAUAGUCCUAGGGUACCCGGGAUGCAAAUGGGGAUAGUAGAGAGAAGAGACGGGGAUCGAGACGAGUGUGAAAGAUAUGCAGAUUCAAGACCCUCGUAUUCCCCGGGACUCCCAAUUGGUUUUCACCCCGGUACUUCACCAUCGGGUCCUCAUGAGUUAUCUACGCACGAAGAUUGA